AUGUACACUGAGGUCAAAGAGCUCGUAAACUUUUUGGCCAAGUACCUUAUAGGGAAAAUCCCACGCCGACCGGCCAGCCUCUUCACGUGCCAACUUGCCAACUUCCUAAUCUGUCGCUUUCGAGAGCACAAGUGGGACUUGAACGACCCGUCGAAAGAUGAACAUCAUCGUGUCAUUCGCUCGAAAGUGAAAGGGUUCACCGAUCAACUGAUCAUAUCCGCUGCAACCGAAAUGGGGCUCAGCGCUGAAGAGGUCUUGGAAUGCAUUCCAGAUAAUAUUUUGCUGUUCGCGAAUCCUGGUGAAGUAUUCUACCGAGCUGGUGAGAAUGCUGCUGCGGUGCCCAUUUGGACAGGAGAAAAAGGAGUAGAUCCAGAUCUUAAUUAUUGUUCCUUACCUGCCUUCGUUACAAAUCCAACAUGUGCGGCGUCGAUAUCUCCUACGUCAAAUAUGGGUGCAGCCGGGAGACCCUUCUACGUUGGCAGAUCGCGCAAAAAUGAUGCAGCGUGUGAAGUUGAAGAUGCAUACGUUCAACUGAAACUCGAGCCAGUCCACUCUUCAAACGCGGAUGAUAAUGUAGUACUACCGCAGUCGAAUCUCAUGAUGUUUUCCUACACGCCAAAGAAUCACGUCUCUUACACGAUCAAGGAGUUUUCUGCGACGCGGUUUGGUAGCCAUCGUCAGCGUCCAGACCAUGACGUAAUGAAACGCAUUCAGCGUCAGGCAGCCAACCGCGGUAUGUUGUCAGUACAUGUCAAUCGACUCGGAGGCGAUACACAAUUUGUAGAAGCUAAAAACGUGGAA
Messenger RNA from Ostertagia ostertagi, 801 nucleotides. NCBI's taxonomy places the organism in Eukaryota, Metazoa, Nematoda, Chromadorea, Rhabditida, Trichostrongylidae. The record is from the annotation of a GenBank genome assembly.